CUUUCCGCCUCGGAUCUUGGCAGCGUGACAGUGUCUGGUGUGUUUCGACCCUUUGUCGAGGUCUUCCUCUUCGGUCCCCUCCUGUCCGAUCGCAAGCGGCGGGUAGCCACCAAGUCCAAAUCCGGCACUACCUCGCCAAUGUUCAACGAGAGCUUUGUUUUCUACUUAUCCAAUCGCAGUGAUCCCGACUGGUAUGAGCUGCACUUCAGUGUGAAGGACUACUGUUUCGGCCGAUCGGAUCAUCUCAUCAGCAGCACUGUCCUCACGCUGUCACAGGCGCUCGAC
Dibothriocephalus latus is the source of this 285-nucleotide messenger RNA. NCBI's taxonomy places the organism in Eukaryota, Metazoa, Platyhelminthes, Cestoda, Diphyllobothriidea, Diphyllobothriidae. The record is from the annotation of a GenBank genome assembly.